Molecule: messenger RNA, 3471 nt
Organism: Kwoniella shivajii
Lineage: Eukaryota; Fungi; Basidiomycota; Tremellomycetes; Tremellales; Cryptococcaceae
Exons: 16
Coding region: 1-3471 (1156 amino acids)
Biological process (GO): DNA-templated transcription; regulation of DNA-templated transcription
Cellular component (GO): nucleus
Molecular function (GO): zinc ion binding; DNA-binding transcription factor activity, RNA polymerase II-specific; transcription cis-regulatory region binding
Source: RefSeq, a predicted model, not a curated record
AUGGAUUCUACAUCCAAUUACACAUCAAGGCCUUACAACAAUAACAAUAACAGUAAUACGACUCCAUCACCUUUCCAUACUUCGCCACAAACGAUACCGGGUAGUGGAACAGCCAAUACUUCACCUCAUUCAUCAAUUUUAAGUGGUAGUAACAACAACACAGGUACAGGUACAGGUACAGGUGCUGGAACGGGUACUCAUCCAUCGCCUUUAGUUCCAGCAUAUCUAACAAGAUAUCCGAAUCCAAGUCUGAAUCCUGCUACCUCGACGUCGAACCUGGAUACCUUGCUCGCGUUAUCAACGCCUAAUUUGAGGAAUAACAAUAAUAAUAUUGAAAUGUAUGGUGGUAGAUCAGAUCACCAUAGUUACAAUCGUUCACAACAUCAACAUCAGCAACAACAUAGUCAUUCAGCUACAGGUUGGCCAGCUCUACCAUCCUCAUCUUCUUCUACUGGAACUGGAAAUGCAGGAAGUCAACAUUAUGCGAGGGAUAUGAAAGAAGAUCGAGGUUGGAACAAUAAUGAUGAAAGGGAAUAUUCAGCUCAUUCUUCUUCCUCAACAAGAGGUAAUAAUAACGGAAACAGUUCAAGAUAUAAUAAUAACAACAACAAUCAUGAUUCGCAUCCAAAUUCAGGUUCUAAUGGAAAUGGGAAUGUUUCCAAUCCAAUACCACCUAAUCCACCUGUAAGACAAUCAAGCCAAGUUUUCCCGAGUGCAGGUCCAACUGCUAAAAGAGGUAGUAAAGCUUGUGUAGCGUGUCGAAGGGGUAAGAAUAGAUGUGAAUGGGAUCCAUCAGGAUCAGCUUCAUCAUGCAGAAGAUGUCUGUUAAAUGGAGUUCCGUGCGUUUUCGAAAAAGCAGCUGAGAAAGGAAAUACCGGAAGGAAUAGGAAUGGAAGUGUCGCUCAGAGUGAUACCACCGGAGAAGCAGAUAAUCGAGUGACUCAUUUAGAAAAGACUGUUCAGUCUUUGACUCAAAGUCAGGAUCAAAUACAGAAUGUUCUGCAACAAAUCCUACAACUCUUACCACAAAGCCAACAUUCACUUCAAACACCUAACACAUCUACAUUACCCUCAUACAUGUCUUCGGGCCAUAACGAACAUCCUACAGCUGUGCCUACAUCCAGUAUCUUUCCAUCUUCCGUAUCGCCUCCUUCGAUAUUCUCAACAAAUCCAGCAGGAGAGGGGGCAAUUCAAAUGGAUCACAGAAAUAACAACAACAACAACAACAAUAAUAAUAGUAACACUUCAAGACAAGAUGAAAUCAUGAUUCAAGCUUUUACAGCUGGUCAUGAUGGUAGGAACAGAUCACCUUCGAAUACAGCUUCUGGAAGAAUCAAUCCUUCAGGUAAUCAUUUCCCAACCCCUGGCAAAAGAGAUUUUCCUAAAUUACCUGGGUUCGCUCCACCUGCCCAUCAAUUCGGUACUUACGGAGUCAUCCCGCUGCCUUCCGCUCCACCUUCACCAUCACGAUCAAGACAUUCAUCCAGAUCAUCCUCGUCGCACUCUGCAGCAUCUUCAUCUGCUAUACCUAGGGAAACACUUACAGCACCCAUCCAAGCUUUACAGGCACUAGCAAAUGCAGCUGAUCAAGCUGCACAAAUAGCGAAAACGUCACCUGACCAUCAAUUGGUCCGUACGGAAGAAGGCGAUGAUGAAGAAGAAGACGCUGAUAUGAAAGAUUUGGGAAUAUUGACAUCAGAUCAUGAUGGUUUAGACGAGGAUAAUCGCGGGAGAUCAAGAAAAAGGAAAAGAGUAGCGAUAGAUCCUAAAUCCUUUUCAUUAAGAGUGAAGAAAAAGAAAAGACCAGAUCCAACGCCGAGAAACCCUUUCCCGGACGUGGUAACAAAAGGUCUAGUAUCAGAAAGUGAAGCUAGAGAAUUAUGGGAUAUCUUCUUCAAGGGUUGUCAUUACUUCGUGCCGUUAUGGGAUAAGAGUUAUGACACGUACGAAGAAUACAUUGUCAGGACACCGUUUUCGAUGGAUGGUCUUCUUGCCGUUGCCGCUAAAAUCAGAGCUGGGAAUGGCCCACUAGGUCAAACGUUCCAUAGAUGUCUUGAAGAAGCUCAAGGUAUCGCUCGAUCAACAUUGUUUGGUCCUAUAGUGAGGAAGGAAGCUGUCAUGGCAAUGUUGAUUCUAAGUGUGUGGAGCCAAAAUGGUUGGCUGCCUUGUGGACAUGCACUCCGAAUGGGUUUGGAUAUGAACCUUCAUCGAGCAUUAGAUCGAUUAGCCAAUAAAGACGAAGCAAGAUCUGAGAUGGAUGAAAGGGAUCUAGUGGUAUCCGCGAGGAUCUGGUUGAAUUGCUAUAUGCAUGAACAUCUUGUCAGUCUGGGUACUGGAAAACCGUUACUGUUACGAGAUGACUCCUCUGUUAGAGGUGCAAGGGUGCUACUAUCACAUCCAAUGUCAUCUGAGACAGAUAUGAGAUUGGUUGCAGGCGUCGAGUUGGUCAAUCUUCGAAUCCGAAUAUUAGAACAUUUGACUCCCCUGCACGGUAAAAUCGAUUCAGCAACUAUAUCAUUCGUUAAAAGAAUGUUAUCAGAUUUAGGCUCGUGGUACAAAGAGUGGUAUUCAAUUCAUAGAACAAGAUAUGAUGAUGAAGAUGUUUUGGUCAAAUUAUUGGAAACGGAAUUGUGUUAUGCUCAAUUGUGGACCGUCUGUGUGGCUCUAAGAGGAAGUCAAUGGGAUAAACUCGCCCCGGAUCAACGAGAACUUGCAUUCCAGGCAAAAGACGUCUCCUUCAGAUGUCUCGAGAUCUUCUUACGAUGCGACAACUUCAGGAAACACCUUAAGUACGCUACACAUGAUCAACUUGUUUCUGUAGCGUUUGCCGCUGUUUUCUUGCUAAAAAUUGCCAUGUUGUAUCCCACCUCUGUUCCUCUACCAUUCUUGAUCUCUCAAGUGACUCAAUUGGCGCAUCUACUUUCAGCCGAGUGUUUCGCUGAAAGAUACGCCUUGACACUAAGGCUGAUGUUAUCCAAUUUCAGAAAGAAGACAGGUGCAAUGUCAACUAUGCCUGGAACGCCAAGAAUGACACAAUUCAAUUCUGGUGGAAUCAACAACAACCAAAGUCAAACAUUACCCUCUGCGCCUGGUACGAACGUAUCAGCUAUUGGCGAUUUAGAUGGCGGAUUGCAGAGUUUCUUGAGUCUACCCAACUUUGAUGGUUUGGACACAAAUCCUACCUCAAGUAAUAACGAUCCAACCAAUGGAAUGGGCAUGUUUGGCGUGACUGAUCAAAUGUGGGAUAUGACUGGAUUGGAAGGUUUCAAUUGGCCAACUGAAUUCAGUCCUUCUGCUUUACCUGUCUGGUUACAAGAUGGAAAUGUGACAGAUCUUGGACUUCCCGCAGACGGAUCUGACUCACUUUUCUUACCUCCCGAACUGGCAAAUCUAUUCCUACCUUCCACUCUUCAAUCGGUUGAUCAAUACGUCCUACCCGAUAGCGGCGAUGUUGGUGCAGAAGCUUGGUAA